AUGGGGAGCGACAAGCCAACACCGAUCAGGCAGAAUGUACCUGGUGGAUCGCCUAGCUAUAGGCAAAGUUCGGGAUUUGGGACGCAACCAACCCCUACUCCCGGCACUGGCAACGGAUUCGACUCAACCAAAAGGUCGGGACCCCCAGCGGCGAGCACUUACCCUUCUAGUACCGAUCAAGAAGCUUACCGGUCAUCAACUUCUAGCGACGCAGACUCUUUCGACACCACAACAGUCGAUUCACCGGAAGACAAGAAUUCCAUGCCCGUCGAGGAGGCUGAGACCCCAACCGAAGAGAAGGGAGAAGAUGCCGCUUUUGCUCCCAUAACCGCCCCCAUCACGAAGCGGGAGGACCAUCGGAUAAGGACCGGAUCGGUUGCCACGCAAGAUCCAGAUGAGGACGAAGCGCAAAAGGAGAUUCGCCAGCUCCUUUCGCGAGUCUUUGGUCAAUCACGUCAAGAGACAUCCGAAGAAGAGAAGACACGGCAUUUUGGCGUUGUCUUCAAACAUCUCACGGUUAUUGGUGCAGCCGCCGGGACGAGUCUUCAGCCUACCACUGGAGACGUAUUCCUUGGGUUGGCACGUCAACUAUGGACUCUACUUAGCCGAGGUACCAGCUCCUUCAAAAAAUCAUCGAAAACCAUCCUAGAUGAUUUCACCGGUUGCAUCAAGCCUGGUGAAUUAGUGUUGGUGCUCGGACAGCCUGGAUCCGGUUGUUCUACCUUCCUGAAGGUGAUCGGAAACCAGAGAUCGGGAUACCAAAAGAUCGAAGGCGAUGUGCGUUAUGGUGGAACGAGCUCGGAAGAAAUGGAAAAGAAGUUCCGAAGUGAAGUCAUUUACGCCCCAGAGGAUGAUCUUCACUAUGCGACUCUCAAAGUGAGGGAUACGCUUAACUUUGCAUUGGAAACACGAACCCCGGGCAAGGAGUCAAGGAAAGAGGGCGAGAGCCGCAAAUCCUACUCGAGAAAUUUCCUCGAGGUCGUCACGAAGCUCUUCUGGAUCGAACACACUCUGGACACCAAAGUUGGCUCGGCAUUCGUCCGUGGUGUUUCAGGCGGCGAGAAAAAGCGAGUCUCCAUCGCUGAAGCCUUGGUUACGAAAGCCACAGUUCAAUGCUGGGACAAUAGCACGCGCGGCUUAGAUGCGGCGACCGCCUUGGAGUAUGUGCAAAGUUUACGGGCGCUUACGAACAUGGCCUCCACUUCCACUUGCGUUGCCCUUUACCAAGCUGGCCAGUCGAUAUAUGAGCUGUUUGACAAAGUCCUACUCAUCAACGAAGGCCAAUGUUGCUAUUUUGGGCCAACCGAGAAGGCGGGGCCGUACUUCAAGAGUCUGGGGUUUGCCCAACCGGAACGAUGGACAACCUCCGACUUUUUGACCAGCGUGACUGAUGAUCAUGAGCGUCAAAUUCAGGAUGGCUACGAGAAUCGCAUCCCUCGUAAUGCAAGCGAGUUCGCGGCAUCCUUCAAGAACAGUGACAUCUACCGAAACAAUCUGAACGAAGUCAAUGAGUUCGAGAUCGAGACUGAAGGCAUCACAGCAGAUCGAGAACGGGCGAUGUCAAAAGCCACUCAAAAGAAGAACUACACUGUCUCGUUCCAAAAGCAGGUUAUCGCUUGCACUAAACGCCAGGCUCUCGUCAUGCUCGGUGACAAGGAGAGUCUUAUUGGCAAGUGGUUCGGCAUUGUCUUCCAGGCCCUGAUUACGGGCAGCUUGUUCUACAACCUCCCGAACACGGCCGCCGGCGUUUUUACCCGUGGUGGUGUCCUGUUCUUCAUGCUUUUGUUCAACGCUCUCCUUGCCUUGGCGGAAUUGACCGCUGCGUUCGAGUCUCGGCCGAUUCUUAUGAAACACAAAAGUUUUGCGUUCUACCGCCCAAGCGCGUACGCCAUCGCGCAAACCGUCAUUGACGUGCCCCUGGUCUUCAUUCAGAUAUCGAUCUUCCAGCUGAUUGUUUAUUUUAUGGCUAAUCUGUCGCGCACUCCGAGCCAGUUCUUCAUCGAUUUUCUCUUACUAUGGGUCGCAACCAUGAGUAUGUACGCAUUCUUCCGAGCCGUUGGCUCUUUUGUUUCGUCCUUGGAUAUUGCGACGCGUAUCACUGGGGUUGCCAUUCAAAUUUUUGUAGUCUAUACCGGCUACCUAAUUCCCAAAACCAAGAUGCGACCUUGGUUCAAGUGGUUGAUCUGGGUCAAUCCUAUCCAAUAUGCUUAUGAGGGUAUGAUCAGCAACGAGUUUCACGGCUUAGAAAUUCAAUGCACAACGCCUUAUCUAGUGCCGCCGAAUGCACCUCCAGCAAACCAAGGCUGUGCGCUUCAAGGCAGCAGGCCAGGCUCUACGACUGUGCUUGGCGACGAUUACAUCGAAACCGCAUUCGGUUACUCUUAUUCGCACCUAUGGAGGAACGUCGGCAUCAUCUUCGCAUUUUUCUUCUUCUUCGUCUUCCUCACUGCGGUGGGUCUCGAGCGCCAGAAACCAAAUACCAGCGGCGACUCGGUGACAGUCUACAAACGGGGCUACACUCCAGACCCCAUGAAGCAAAAGAAAUACGCAUCUGAUGAAGAGCACGGAAUGGAAAAGAAUUAUCCUUCGCCAACCGAGUCUGGCAGUCAAGAACAAGAUGUUACCACGGCGCUCAACGUCGAUCAUGCGGUACUCACAUGGAGAGGAGUAACUUACACGAUCCCCUACCAAGGCGGCCAACGGACCCUCUUAAACGGCAUCAGCGGCUACGUCAAACCCGGCAAACUGACCGCACUGAUGGGCGCGUCCGGCGCCGGGAAAACCACCCUUCUCAAUUCCCUCGCGCAGCGUCUCCGCAUCGGCACCGUCACCGGUGACUUCCGCGUCGACGGCAAACCGUUGCCUCACAGCUUCGCACCCGCGUAUGCUGAGCAGAUGGAUAUCCACGAGCCGACGUCGACGGUCCGCGAAGCGCUCCGCUUCUCGGCUCAGCUGCGACAACCGUACGAAACGUCGACGAAAGAGAAGUACGACUACUGUGAGAAGGUGCUUGAUUUGCUCGAGAUGCGGGACAUUGCUGGGGCGGUUAUUGGCUCCGAGGGCAAUGGACUGACACAGGAGCAACGGAAGCGUUUGACGAUUGGGGUGGAGUUGGCAAGUAAGCCAGACAUGCUUGUGUUCCUUGAUGAGCCGACGUCGGGGUUGGAUAGUGGAGCCGCGUUCAAUAUCGUGCGGCUGCUUCGUAGGUUGGCGGAUCAGGGGCAGACGAUCCUUUGCACUAUCCAUCAACCUUCGAGUGUGUUGUUCCAGUACUUUGAUAACCUGCUGUUGCUUAAAAGUGGUGGUAAGACGGCCUAUUUCGGACCGAUUGGCAACAACGGCCGUACACUUAUCAACUACUUCGAGAGCAACGGUGGAAAGAGAUGCCCACCUCAAACGAAUCCCGCAGAGUACAUGCUCGACGUCAUCGGAGCGGGUGAUCCGACCUAUCGAGGCCCUGACUAUGGCGAGGUGUGGGAUAAUUCCAAAGAGAAGCGCGAGCUCGAGCAAGAGUUGGAAAAGCUGGACAACGAACGUCAAGGCACUCGAGUGAGUGAACGGAAUACCAAGGCCGGCGGGUAUGCAACGCCGUUCUGGACGCAGACAUGGUUGGUCACCCAUCGAUCGUUUGUUUCGAUGUGGCGAAGCCAGGACUACGUCGUUGGGAUGAUGAUACUUCAUAUCUUCACUGGUCUCUUCAAUGCCUUCACCUUCUGGGACAUUGGCAACAGCCAGAUCGACAUGCAGAGUCGACUAUUCUCGAUCUUCAUGGUUCUCACCAUCUCCCCCCCGUUAAUCCAGCAGCUUCAGCCUCGUUUUCUCGCGGCGAGGGCGCUGUUUGAGUCGCGCGAAUCCAGCUCGAGGACCUACUCUUGGCCCGUAUUUGUCAUCUCCGUCAUCGUGUCCGAGAUCCCUUACCGCUUUGUUGCUGGAACGCUGUUCUUCGCGGCCUGGUACUGGCCCCCUAGCCUGCCACGCGACGCCUACACCUCCGGCAUCGUCUGGUCCCUGGUGAUGCUCUUCGAGCUCUACUACCUGGGCUACGGCCAAGCUAUCGCCGCCAUCUCGCCUAACGACCUGGUCGCGUCGCUCCUCGUCCCCGUCACCUUUAUGUUCAUCGUCGCCUUCUGCGGCAUCGUCGUCCCGUACGCUGUGCUUCCCCACUUUUGGCAGUCCUGGAUGUACCACCUCACGCCCUUCCGCUACCUGCUCGAGAUGUUCCUCACGCUCGUCACGCACGAUGUGCCGCUGCGGUGCGAGCCGCAGGAGUUGGCUAGGUUUCCACCCCCGGCGGGCCAGUCAUGCGAGAAGUUCACGGAGGCGUUCGUGCGACAGAUGGGAGGGUAUGUUGAAACGGUGGAGGGGGGGUUGUGCGGGUUCUGUCAGUAUGCGAAUGGCGAUCAGUUCGCGGCGAGCUUCAACGCGUUCUACCGAUUCCGAUGGAGAGAUUAUGGGAUCUUCUUGGGAUAUAUCGCAUUUAACUUCGCGAUGGUGUUCGUCUUCACAUGGAUUUACCUGAGGGGUUCGCAGAAGAUGAAAGGGGUGAUCGGAAGGGCAAAGGCGAAGAGGGAAAUGAAGAACCGCAACCGUCAGACGGAGGAGGAGAAGGUGGAGGGUUGA
This is a messenger RNA of Eremomyces bilateralis CBS 781.70, 4620 nucleotides long. RefSeq names its product putative ABC transporter. Bases 1 to 4620 code for a protein of 1539 amino acids. The record is from RefSeq and is a predicted model, not a curated record. NCBI's taxonomy places the organism in Eukaryota, Fungi, Ascomycota, Dothideomycetes, Eremomycetales, Eremomycetaceae. Gene Ontology annotation, molecular function: ATP hydrolysis activity; ATP binding; ABC-type transporter activity. Gene Ontology annotation, cellular component: membrane. Gene Ontology annotation, biological process: transmembrane transport. The transcript has 4 exons.